AUGCUGUCCGAGCAAGCCCAAAAGUGGUUUCCUACCCACGUGCAGGUCACAGUGCUCCAAGCCAAAGAUCUGAAGCCCAAAGGCAAAAGUGGCACCAAUGACACAUACACUAUAAUUCAGCUGGGCAGGGAAAAGUACUCCACCUCUGUAGCCGAGAAAACCCUUGAGCCAGUCUGGAAGGAAGAGGCCUCUUUUGAGCUACCUGGGUUGCUAAUGCAGGGGAAUCCGGAGAAAUACAUUCUUUUCCUCAUAGUUAUGCACAGGUCCCUGGUGGGUCUGGAUAAAUUUUUAGGGCAGGUGGCAAUCAAUCUCAAUGACAUCUUUGAGGACAAACAAAGAAGGAAAACAGAGUGGUUUAGAUUAGAAUCCAAACAAGGAAAAAGAGCCAAAAACAGGGGUGAGAUAAAGGUCAAUAUUCAAUUCAUGAGGAACAAUAUGACAGCAAGUAUGUUUGACUUAUCAAUGAAGGACAAAACAAGGUCUCCUUUUGCAAAAUUAAAAGAUAAGAUGAAAGGUAGAAAAAACGAUGGGACAUUUUCUGAUACGUCUUCUGCCAUCAUUCCAAGUUCUCACAUGCCCGAUGCCAGUACUGAAUUUUCAAGUGGUGAAAUGCAGAUGAAAUCCAAACCAAAAAAGCCUUUCCUUUUGGGUCCUCAGCGACUCUCUUCGGCACAUUCGAUGUCUGAUCUGACUGGGACCCACAUAUCUUCUGAGAAGCUGAAGUCUGGCACCGCUGGUCAGACACAUCUUCUUGGACGCCAGAUAGAUUCCUUCGGAGCGGUUCCGGAAAGUGGAAGUCUCAAAUCUCCACACAGAAGAACAUUAAGCUUUGAUACUUCUAAAAUGAACCAACCUGACAGCAGUGUGGAUGAAGGUGACUCGUCUUUCGGAAGACAAAAUGACCCAUUUACAAAUGUGACUGCUUCAUUACCCCAAAAAUUUGCAACACUGCCAAGGAAGAAAAAUCCAUUUGAAGAAAGCAGUGAAUCCUGGGACAGCAGCAUGAAUUUAUUUUCAAAACCAGUUGAAGUAAGGAAAGAAAAUAAAAGGGAGAAAAGGGAGAAAGUUAGCCUGUUUGAAAGAGUGACUGGAAAAAAAGAUAGCAGAAGAUCUGAUAAACUUAACAAUGGGGGAUCUGAUAGCCCUUGUGACUUGAAAUCACCCAAUGCAUUUAGUGAAAAUCGUCAGGACUAUUUCGAUUAUGAGUCAACUAAUCCGUUUACAGCAAAAUUCAGGGCUUCAAAUAUAAUGCCAUCUUCAAGUUUUCAUAUGAAUCCAACAAGCAAUGAGGACCUCAGGAAAAUCCCGGACAGCAACCCUUUUGAUGCCACCGCAGGGUAUCGUGGUCUGACCUACGAGGAGGUCCUGCAGGAGCUGGUGAAGCACAAAGAGCUCCUCAGGAGGAAAGACACGCACAUCCGGGAACUCGAGGACUACAUCGACAACCUCCUCGUAAGGGUCAUGGAGGAGACGCCCAGUAUCCUCAGAGUGCCAUACGAACCGUCCCGGAAAGCUGGCAAGUUCGCCAACAGUUAA
Molecule: messenger RNA, 1536 nt
Organism: Puma concolor (puma)
Lineage: Eukaryota; Metazoa; Chordata; Mammalia; Carnivora; Felidae
Gene: RAB11FIP2
Product: RAB11 family interacting protein 2
Biological process (GO): regulated exocytosis
Cellular component (GO): phagocytic cup; endosome
Molecular function (GO): small GTPase binding
Source: RefSeq, a predicted model, not a curated record